Messenger RNA from Nematolebias whitei (Rio pearlfish), 1599 nucleotides. RefSeq names its product protein shisa-6-like. Bases 1 to 1599 code for a protein of 532 amino acids. Lineage: Eukaryota; Metazoa; Chordata; Actinopteri; Cyprinodontiformes; Rivulidae. The transcript has 6 exons. Gene Ontology annotation, biological process: regulation of AMPA receptor activity; regulation of short-term neuronal synaptic plasticity. Gene Ontology annotation, cellular component: AMPA glutamate receptor complex; postsynaptic membrane; postsynaptic density. The record is from RefSeq and is a predicted model, not a curated record.
AUGAUGGGGAUGAAGCACUUCCUGCUUCUUUUCAUCUACCUGGACCCGUUCAGUGUUCUGUGCGCCGCCGCCAGCAAGAAGAGCAAAAUCCCCCCCAGGAGGACCCCAAAGCUGAAGGAGGUGAACGGAACCAGCAGCACCGCGGCCCCCGCCGCCGCCCCCGUCAGGAUCACCCAGGUCCGGGCCCCCUCCGCGGGCCAGCACGACACCUGCAUGGGCUACUACGACGUGAGCGGCCAGUACGACAAAGAGUUCGCGUGCAACAACACGGACCACCGGUUCUGCUGCGGCAGCUGCUUCCUGCGGUUCUGCUGCGCGGACCGGGCCAAGCGGCUGGAGCAGAGGACCUGCACCAACUACAACACCCCCGACUGGAUCAAGACCCAGCCCCCCUCACCUGCGCCCACCGGGGACACGUACGACCCGGAGCUGGACCAGACCAACACCACGGUGUACAUCACGUGCGGGGUCAUCACGCUCAUCAUCGCCAUCGGGAUUUCUGCCAAGGUGGCCUAUGAUAAAGCCACGAAGCCCCCCCAGGAGAUGAACGUGCACAGAGCCUUGGCGGACAUUCUGAGGCAACAAGGGCCUGUUCCGAUAUCGCAGUACGAACAUGAAGACAUUGCAGCCAUCGAUGGGUCUCCCAAAGACGAGACGCCGGUCAGAACCUCAAAGAACCAUUAUACACCUGUCCACACAAAGGCAUCCAACCAUGGUCAUUACGGUAAAGACAACCUGCGAGUUGGAGGUCCAGACAUGCACAACUUCAUCUCCUCUGGCUUCGUUACGCUCGGACGUGGCCACUUGAAAGCGCAGCAUUCCAUCGACGAGUCGGGCCAAAUGUCCUGGCAGGGGGACCUGGACAUCCCCAUGUCUUACGGAAACCACCACCACGAGUACCAGCACAGCCACCUGGACCUGACUGCGCUCACUCCUAAACCAGGUGAGAAAGACAUGGACGAUUAUUACCCAAGGAAGCAUCACCAUCCUGACUUUGGCGGCAGGGGACCGACCCACAUGGUGAAGCUGAAUGCGGAACCCCAGCAGCAUCAGCAUCAGCAUCAGCAGCAUCAGCAUCAGCAGCAUCAGCAUCAGCAGCGUCAACGUCCCCGACGGGUCCAGAGGGCCAUGUCCCAGGACCAUGUCUUGUCUCCUCCCAGGACGCCACGCCGUGGAGACUACAACUUGUCGUCAUACGGCGCGAUGGCAGCCGCGGCAUACGGAAGCAGCAGGAAUCUUUCAAACGAGCAGUUGCUUUCUGCGGACCGUCUUCAUUCCCAGGACCCCUUGUUGCUGUCCCCAGCGAUGAGGCGCGACAAGUUCCGGGAGAAGGCCAUGGCGCGAGCGAUGUCUCACGCCGACAUGCUGCUUCCCACGACGCCUGUCAUGGAUCGCCACAAGAUGCCCAAGAUGCACUCUCAGCCCAGUGCCUCGAACGACUCGUACAACACGCUGAUGGUCAACCAUCAUGCAGGCACGUCCACGUCCAAGAGGCAGGCGUUUGCCAACCGACGAACACACACGGUGGACCACCUGCAGUACAUUCCCGGUCACCACCACACGUACCGCACUGCCAGUAAGAACGAGGUGACUGUUUAA